Molecule: messenger RNA, 688 nt
Organism: Amorphotheca resinae ATCC 22711
Lineage: Eukaryota; Fungi; Ascomycota; Leotiomycetes; Helotiales; Amorphothecaceae
Exons: 3
Coding region: 78-512 (144 amino acids)
Source: RefSeq, a predicted model, not a curated record
AGGAAACUCGUCAGAUCAAAUCCUCCAAGCUCACUGUGAUUCCCUAAUAAAUAAGAGGAGGAAAGAAAUCAGGCAAAAUGCAGUUUCAGAUUCUGGCAUUCACAGCUCUGCUCUCGACUGCUCUUGCAGCACCAGCUGGUCUUCUAUCUACCCGGCAGUCAUCAUCACCAGGCUGGACCAUCCGCUCGUUCACAAGAAACUGCACUGAUCCGAACAUCUGCACCUAUACCUUCUCCAUCGACGUUAAUAACGGUAGCAGCACGCCCGUGCCCUGCACUAUUGUCGAUACCGCGGAGCCCGCAACCACGCAUUCGUUUUACGGCGUGCCAUGCACGCAGGCGAAUAACUUCGCCGUCUCAUGGGGUUGGAAUACCCAGGAUGAUUUCACCGUCUUGACGCUUGUCAAUCAGACGGCGCUUCAAGAAGCGUUUUUCGGCUACGAUCAUCCGAAUGUGGGUUUGCCGGUCGUGAGCUAUGCGGAUGUGGGACCGAAUGCCGUGCAGCAUACUUAAGGUAGUUUGGGUCAUGGGUGUUGGAGGAGAAUGGGGAUGGAAAGGGGGAUGGAUGGGUGAGCACUGAGGAGGGAUAGGAUGGAUGGAUUAAAGGGGAGGGAGAAUUGUGCAAAAAGUAAAGUAUGUUUGGUUGCUUUGCUUUGCUUUGUUUUGCUUUGUUACAGGAUGGUAGUGAG